AUCUUGAAAGCAGCUGUACUUGUAUCGUACGUGUUUUCAUUCGAUUGUUAUUUUAUCAAAAAUGGUAGCGUGAUACGGUGUUUACAAUAAUCAUAGAUGUGAUAAACGAAACAUGUCCAGCCGGCGUUCGUUGCUCGGUUCGGCUUUGGAUGCUUUACCAGCACCGACGGACCCACUACGGGAGUUGUUCGAAGCUUGCAAGACAGGGGACGCAGGUCGAGUUAAAAAGUUGAUUACACCACAAACUGUGAACGCUAGAGACACAGCUGGUCGUAAAUCAACGCCGCUACACUUCGCUGCAGGUUACGGACGCAGGGAAGUAGUGGAACUAUUAAUCGCAGGUGGAGCAGCACUACAGGCUAGAGAUGAAGGUGGAUUGCAACCGUUACAUAAUGCCUGUUCCUUUGGACAUGCGGAUGUUGUCAGAGCUCUGCUGACGGCUGGAGCGCCCCCAGCGGCAAGGGAUAACUGGGGCUAUACCCCAUUGCAUGAGGCGGCUGCUAAAGGAAAAGUGGAUGUUUGUAUAGCGCUCCUUCAACAUGGAGCUGAUCCAAACAUACGGAAUACAGAGGGAAAGACCCCGUUAGAUCUUGCUGAUGCCGCUACAAGACCAGUACUUACAGGUGAGUAUUGCGCUGCGGAUGUACUAGAAGCCGCUCGUGCGGGUGCUGACGACCGUCUCGCGGCGUUAUUGACACCUCUAAAUGUUAAUGUACACGCUGGUGAUGGCCGGCGAUCCACACCACUGCAUCUCGCUGCAGGGUACAACCGCGCCCGUGCUGUUAGGUUAUUACUGCAAAGAGGGGCUGAUGUUCAUGCUAAAGAUAAAGGGGGUCUGGUACCACUACACAACGCGUGUUCAUACGGUCACUAUGAGGUGACAGAACUCCUCGUUCGUGCUGGUGCUGAUGUCAAUGCGACUGAUUUAUGGGCCUUUACGCCAUUACAUGAAGCUGCAAGUAAAGCUAGGCUAGAGGUAUGUUCAUUACUGUUGAGUGAGGGUGCGGACCCCACUCUGCUAAAUUGCCACGGCAAGUCCGCUUUGGACGUCGCCCCAACUAGAGAAUUGCAGGAGAGAUUGGCUUUUGAAUACCGCGGACAUUGUCUAUUAGAAGCGUGUCGUCUUGCGGAGCCGGCAAGAGUCAAGAAACAGUUAACUGCAUCCUCACAAACACAGCAAUGCGUGUCUCGCGAGGGUUGUGUGCAGUCUCGGGGCGGGGGUGGAGGUGGUGGGGAGGAUACAGAGGCGUUGGUCAACUUCGCACACCUAAGUACUGGAGAUCGGCCACUUCAUUGUGCUGCAGCCAGUGUCUAUCCUAAAAGGAAACAGGUGAUGGAGAUUCUCAUCAGGAAAGGUGGAAGAGUAAAUGAGAAGAACAAAGAGGGACAGACUCCUUUACAUAUUGCGGCUGAACACGCACAUCUUGAUGCUAUGGAUUUAUUACUUCGACAUGGUGCGAAGGUAAACGCAUGUGAUUCUCGCGGCGAGAGCGCGCUGUGUGUGGCGGCGCGGCAAGACUCUGCGGCCGCGUGCCGGCUGCUGCUGGCUUGUGGUGCUGAUGCAGCACCUGAACGUACUGAUGCUGACAACCAUGAUACUGAUGCAUUCGCGAAAGCAGCAGCAUUACGUCUAUUGGAGGCAGCUCGUACUGGUGACGUGGAGACAGCUCGCGCCCUACUGGACUCCAGACCUCGGCUCGUCAAUUGCAGAGAUGUGGAUGGAAGGCAUUCAACACCGCUGCACUUCGCUGCAGGAUACAACCGUCUCCCUCUCGCGCAGCUGUUGCUGCAGAGAGGGGCUGAUGUUCACGCUAAGGAUAAAGGGGGUCUGGUACCACUACACAACGCGUGUUCAUACGGUCACUAUGAGGUGACGGAACUCCUGGUGUCAGCGGGAGCUGGAGUCAAUGCUGCGGAUCUCUGGAGGUUCACGCCGUUGCACGAAGCUGCUGCUAAAGGGAAAUCGGAUAUAGUCAGAUUGUUACUUAAGCACGGCGCGGAUCCGACGCGUCGUAACCGCGACGGUCUUACGCCGCUGCAGCUGGUGCGUGCGGGGGACUGCGACACUGCGGAUGCGCUGCGCGGUGAUGCCGCGUUGCUUGACGCUGCUAAACGCGGGGAUCUCGCUAGAGCCAAGAAACUGAUAACAGCACAGAAUGUCAACUGUAGAGAUGCACACGGCAGGAAUUCAACGCCUCUACAUCUUGCUGCGGGAUACAACAAUUUGGAGGUCGCAGAAGCAUUACUAGAAGCUGGAGCGGCUGUCUCGGCACGUGAUAAGGGCGGACUUGUACCCUUACAUAAUGCAGCUUCGUACGGACAUCUUGAAUUAGCAGCGUUACUGUUGCGCGCCGGCACUCCGCCGAAUGCAGCAGAUAGGUGGGGCUUCACACCUUUACAUGAAGCUGCGCAUAAAGCACGCACACAAUUGUGUGCGUUAUUGCUGGCUCACGGCGCAGACCCGUUCCUCAAGAACCAAGAAGGUCAGACAGCACUAGAGCUGGCGGGUGCAGACGACGUGCGCUCUCUGCUGCAGGACGCGAUGACUGGCGCUGCAGGGGGUGCGGGGAGUGCGGGAGGUGCGACGGGCGUGCAGGCCCCGCCCCCGCAACCGCCGGCCCCGCCCCGCCUCCCUAUACGUUUGCCAUCCGGCGAGACUGCUACACUAGCGCCACCGGUGAUGCCUUCCAACUACUGGGCGGAGGGUUCCCGCGGCAGUCUGGAGGACGCGGCCGGCAGACCUGCCUCCGCACUCUCCACUUCAGAGUGUCUGCAGACCUUCCUUGCUAGGAUCGGUCUGGAGCAGUUGUGGUGCGUGUUGGAGCGCGAGCAGAUAUCUGUCGACAUAUUGUCUGAGAUGUCGCACGAGGAUCUGCGCGCUGUCGGCGUCGCCGCGUAUGGACACCGGCAUCGCCUGAUCAAAGCCGCGAGACAUACGCUGCACACACAGUCAGAGUACUACGGAGGCACGACGCUGGUGGAGGUGGUGCCGGAGGAGUGUGGGGGCGGGGCUGGUGCGGCGGGGGCGGAGGGUGCGGGGUGCGGGGAGUACGGGAUGCUGGAGCGAGAGAUGCAAGACUCUGUGCGCGCACACCGCGACCAUGUGGGAGGACAGUUCUCAAGAUAUCGUGUUGUUAGGAUACAAAAGAUAGUUAACGGACGUCUCUGGGAGCGAUAUCAGCACAGACGUAACGAGGUGUCUGAAGAGGCGGGUGUACCAAACGAGAGGAUGCUGUUCCAUGGAUCACCAUUCAUAAACGCUAUCGUUCAGAAAGGCUUUGAUGAACGACACGCGUAUAUCGGUGGCAUGUUCGGAGCUGGUAUAUAUUUUGCGGAGCACUCCUCUAAGAGUAACCAGUACGUGUACGGCUUUGGUGGUGGCUCCGGAUGUCCCGCGCACAAAGAUCGUAGCUGCUAUCUCUGUCAUAGACAAAUGUUACUAUGUCGUGUAACACUGGGUCGGGCAUUCCAACUGUCCAGUGCGAUGAAGAUGGCGCACGCACCUCCAGGACACCACAGUGUGGCGGGCAGACCCAGCCAUGGUGGACUAUGUUUCCCGGAAUACGUUGUCUACAGAGGAGAACAGGCUUAUCCAGAAUACCUGAUAACAUACCAGAUAGUCAAUGAAGAGACAAACACUGGAUCUGUUUAAUAAAUAUUUGUGAUAUUUUUAUAGUGCAUCUAUACUCUAAAUGUCAAAAGACAAUCGAACUUGUCUAUGGUCGGAAUGUGAAACAAAAGUUAAUUAUCUGUGGUCGGAAUGUGAAACAAAGUUAUUUGUCUAUGGUCGAAAUGUGACACAAAAGUAAUUUGUCUAUGGUCGUAAUGUGACACAAAAAUUAUUUGUCUAUGGUCGGAAUGUUAAACAACAGUUAUUUGUCUAUGGU
Molecule: messenger RNA, 3887 nt
Organism: Papilio xuthus (Asian swallowtail)
Lineage: Eukaryota; Metazoa; Arthropoda; Insecta; Lepidoptera; Papilionidae
Gene: Tnks
Product: tankyrase
Exons: 24
Coding region: 113-3652 (1179 amino acids)
Molecular function (GO): protein binding; NAD+ poly-ADP-ribosyltransferase activity
Source: RefSeq, a predicted model, not a curated record